This is a messenger RNA of Prunus dulcis (almond), 1191 nucleotides long. RefSeq lists its product as uncharacterized. The record is from RefSeq and is a predicted model, not a curated record. Gene Ontology annotation, molecular function: protein binding. The transcript has 3 exons. NCBI's taxonomy places the organism in Eukaryota, Viridiplantae, Streptophyta, Magnoliopsida, Rosales, Rosaceae. Bases 304 to 1191 code for a protein of 295 amino acids.
UCAGUCAGGCCCAUAGUCGGACCCGUAUACUGCCAAUGCCAUAGAUAGAAAACUAACCAAAAGUCUGCCAUAUGAGUGGGCCACUUAUUGUAUGACUAGGGUUUUUUGGUUUUCCUAUCCAUACCAGGGAAACCCUAGCAAAAGCAUCGCAUCUCUUGGUUUCUUCUUACCUCUUAGCGUGCUAUAUAUUCUGUUGCUUCCUGAUCUUUUGAGUUCUAGCUCUAAGGGUUAAUUUGAAGGCUUUUUUUGACUUGGUGGUUGGUUGGAGGUCUUUCGGUGGCUAGAGAAAGUUGUUCAAGGAACAUGGAAGCUUAUCAUGAUCAUCGAAUCCCAGAGCUUCCAACUGAAAUCAUAUUCUCGCAUAUACUCCCACGGUUACCAGCAGAGGAUCUGAUGAUGCGGUGCAGGUGGGUAUGCAAGUCUUGGCCCUCCCUCAUCCGCAGUCCUUCCUUUGUCGCAGCCUUCUUGAACUUUCGCUGCAGGGACACCACUCACGGACUUAGAAAAUGGGAUUUUGAGUUGAACAUAUUCACAAUAGGUACGGAUUCUUCGUGGAGGCCAUUGCAGGUGCACCAACAUAGCCACCUUCUUUCUGAUAUAGCGCGUGGGAUAAGAAAUGAUGGAGUGUACAUCAAUGGGGCCGUACAUUGGAUCCAUAAGAAGCAGAAAGUGAUAGUGGUAUUUGACGCUAGAGAGGAGACAUUCAGAUUGGUGCCGCUGCCCCAAGAUUAUGCUCAAGUGUUGGAUGAUUAUGAUGAUUAUGAAAGUGAUGCUGAUUGUUAUCCCCGAGGAAGUGCACGUGUAGUUGAGGUGGGGGGAUGUGUGGGUGUGUUUGUUGACAAGUCGGACAGGAUCGUGUUAUGGAUUUCGAAGGACUAUCAAAAUCAUGUGUGGAUUAAGCAGACUGUUAGCUUGAUGCCCACAGACAAACGGUACCUUAGUGGUGGGUGCUCAGUUAGAGCUUUGGGUACAAUUCACACAGGUGAGCUAGCAUUCGUGCGCUAUUUUUUUGGAUUUACACCGGGAUAUAACAAUGGUCCACCCCAAUUGCAUCUUUAUGAUAUGAAAACCAAACGAUUUAGAAUACUUGAUUUUGUUUUUCUUGAUAGUGUUACGAGAAAUGAUCAGGAAGAUAGUGGAUCAAUUAGGUUAAUUUCUAGUUAUGAAGAUAGCAUUGUCCCCUUGACAUGA